AGGAUUGCCUGUCCCCAGUGCCGAAGAAGACAGAGAUAGAGCCACCAUUGAUGAUGAUGGUGAUGAGCUGACUUGAGCUAAGCUAAUCUGAUCCUCUUCAUCUACUCUUUCAGUCAGUUCAGCCCAUCGCCGAGAAGAACAACCCCAAGAAAUGUCCAUUUCCAUGGCGUUGUUUUCUCCUCAUGCAUCCCUUUCGCCGUAUUCCUCCUCCCACUCGGUGGUGACCCACAAGCCCCUCUUCACGCUCAGACCCAAGAGAUCCUCGUUCGUCAUCUCCGCGGCUGCUUCAGAUGGGAAUGGGGGAGCUGGAGUCGCCGUCUCCGUGGCGGAGGAGCAGCCCAAGGCAGAGGCUGCUAAUGGGCCGGUUGCUGCUGCUUCAGCUUCGGCUGUUGAGACGGAGGAAGAGGCUGCGGUGGUGUUGAACAGCUUCAAGGACCCCAGGUGGGUUAAUGGAACUUGGGAAUUGAAGCAGUUCGAGAAGGACGGGAAGACCGACUGGGAUGCGGUGAUUGAUGCCGAGGCUAGGAGGAGGAAGUGGCUCGAGGACAAUCCAGAAUCAUCCAGCAAUGACGACCCUGUUGUCUUCGACACCUCGAUCAUCCCGUGGUGGGCAUGGAUGAAGAGAUUCCAUCUUCCCGAAGCUGAACUGCUGAAUGGCCGAGCUGCAAUGAUAGGGUUCUUCAUGGCAUACUUCGUGGAUAGCUUAACUGGGGUCGGGCUCGUGGACCAAAUGGGCAACUUCUUCUGCAAGACUCUCUUGUUCAUAGCUGUGUUGGGAGUCCUGCUGAUCAGGAAGAACGAGGACAUUGAAACCCUGAAGAAGCUCAUCGAGGAGACAACUUUCUACGACAAGCAGUGGCAAGCAACGUGGCAGGAUGAGACCAAGAAGGACUAGUCAUUUUUGCUCUCGAAACUUUGUUAUAUUAGGUAUCGGAGACAAAAUUUUGUGACCCGUACACUUUCCAGUAGAAUGUCCCAUUGUUUGCUAAUGGUCUUGUGAGUAGCAAUUCUUGAGGUUUGGUCCGCUAUCACGAGCAAAACUUAAUACAGGUUCCCUUGAAGAUCUUUGAUGCAAAA
Messenger RNA from Punica granatum (pomegranate), 1077 nucleotides. The record is from RefSeq and is a predicted model, not a curated record. NCBI's taxonomy places the organism in Eukaryota, Viridiplantae, Streptophyta, Magnoliopsida, Myrtales, Lythraceae.